Protopolystoma xenopodis is the source of this 519-nucleotide messenger RNA. NCBI's taxonomy places the organism in Eukaryota, Metazoa, Platyhelminthes, Monogenea, Polystomatidea, Polystomatidae. The record is from the annotation of a GenBank genome assembly.
UUAUGGAACGGCAGAUUUCUUAAGAUAUCCAAACUAUCCUGCUUUACCUCUUCCCUUCCUUCCCUCACCUAUCACUGCCUCUCCGGCAACUGCUUUCAUGGGAUUAUUUUUUGGCUUUUUUAUGAAGCCACAGAUCCAGCCACAGCAGUAUACAUAAAGGCGAUAACGAGGGAAGCGGGGCCCCUUCCCAUGGGGUAUGCCUACACAUCUCUGGGCUCGUGCAUGUAUUGGUGUGUGUCAGCUGCAAAUGCUGCCACAGCCAACCGUCUGGUGUGCCCGAAACGCGAAGAUUUGGUGCACUUCUCAGGAAUCCCACCCUACGGCCUCCCGACCAUGAAAGCUGGCCUGAACGGGUUGCAAAACAUUACACAUAUUGUGCAUGUUUUAUGGCCUGUACCCAGUCGCCUCCCCUCCUGCGUCCCUCAUUCACCUUGCCUACGCAACACUGGCAGUUGCUGGCAGGCCGUUCCGCAGACGAAGAAGCAGCAGAAGAUAUUGCACUUCCCACUCCCCCCCUCC